Molecule: messenger RNA, 1705 nt
Organism: Melanotaenia boesemani (Boeseman's rainbowfish)
Lineage: Eukaryota; Metazoa; Chordata; Actinopteri; Atheriniformes; Melanotaeniidae
Gene: serpina10b
Product: serpin peptidase inhibitor, clade A (alpha-1 antiproteinase, antitrypsin), member 10b
Exons: 5
Coding region: 152-1354 (400 amino acids)
Biological process (GO): blood coagulation; negative regulation of endopeptidase activity
Molecular function (GO): serine-type endopeptidase inhibitor activity
Source: RefSeq, a predicted model, not a curated record
UCUUUGUUCCAUGUGGUUAAUAUAUAACCAUCAGAGCACACUUGCACUUUGUUUCCCCAAAUAAUAGAUGGAGUUUUCAGAGACCAUCUAGCCCAAGCUGAAAGGUUGUCCUCCCAAACCUUUCUGGAUUUAAAUUACAGCGCUACACAAAAUGAAAAUGGCAUUUGUGUUCAUUCUGACUUACUUGUGCUUGCCUGCUCCUGUCCAUCAAGCAACACUUCCAGAUGCCACCAUCUCAGACCUCUCCUACAAAAACAUCGACUUUGCCAUGAACCUUUAUAGAAAAAUAUCCAGUUCCCAUGACAAGAACAUCUUUUUCUCACCGCUGAGCAUCUCUACAAGUUUUGCUUCUCUCUUAAUGGCUUCAGAUGGCAUUACACGAGAAGAAAUUAUGAAAGGACUCAACCUGGAGCAGCUGGAGAUGACUGACCAGCCAGAACGUAUCCCAAGACUUUUUCAACUCCUUCAUGAGAACAUCACACAAAACGGAUCUCUGAUAGUGGACCAAAACAUGGCUCUCUUUAUCCGCAAGCAGUUUGAAGUAGAGAGGAUGUUUGAAGACAACAUGAAGAAGUUUUUUCACGCUGACAUCAAAACUGUAGACUUUGCCAACACAAAACAGAGUGUCCUUUCUAUCAAUGAUUACAUCAAGCAGAAAACUAAGGAAAAGGUUAAAGAGAUGAUUUCUACCUUAGCUGAUACAACUCAGCUCCUGCUAAUCAACACUAUUUUCUUCCAAGGAGCCUGGCAGAUGCCUUUUAACCCCAAUUUGACUGAAAAUGCACCCUUUCACAUUGACAACUACAAUAUUGUACAAGUACCUAUGAUGUUUAAAGAGGCCAAGUUCUACACAAUGGAAGACAUUCCUCUAGGAGCCAGGGUGCUUAAGCUUCCAUACCAAAAAGGCAUUUCCAUGCUAAUCCUGCUGCCAAAUAAAGACAUGGACUACACCGCCAUCGAUGAAGAAAUCACUGCCGAGAGGUUCCUGAGCUGGAUCAAAAAGCUGCAAAAAAUGAGACUAGAAGUUAACAUGCCAAAAUUCACGAUGAAGUGGGCCUAUUCUCUGCACAAUAUCCUACCAGACAUGGGCAUGAACAGUCUCUUUAGUACUUCAGCCAAUCUGACAAGGCUCAGUAAGGAUCAAGGCCUCACAGUGUCAGAGGUGCUGCACAAGGCUGUGAUUGAAGUGGAUGAGACUGGGACAACUGCAGCAGCUGCAACCACAACUGGCAUCAUUCCUUAUUCCCUGCCGAGGCUGUUCACCAUCAACAAGCCAUUCUUCUUCUUCAUAUACCACGAGGACACAAACGCUCUGCUGUUCAUGGGCAGGGUGAUUGACCCCACCACAAACUAGUCAUCACCCCUGUUACUGUUUGAGUUGAACGUGGCUGAUACACAUGAUACUGUGUAUACCCAGACAAAGCUUUUCUCUUUUAUUUCUAAAUCUCAGAUUAGUUUAAAAUGUUUGUUUUGUUUUUUUCUGUGACCUGCCUUUCAUUCUUUGUUUGUUUUUAAUAAUUUCACACCAACACUAAAUGGGGGUAUGCUUAUAUUUCAUAAGAACUUUGAACAUAUAUACAAAAAAUGAUAGUAAUUAAUAAUUUCUUUCCAAAGAAUGAACUAUGCUUGUGAUGGUAUAUGUCAGAUAAAAAAAGGGGCUGUAAUGAUUUGGAACAAUAGAUAAGAAUAAAAGUUAUUGAAAUUA